AUGGAGAACGAUACUGUUGAUCUGACUGGGCCGUCGCCUGUUACAACCUCACAUAGUAGCAGGGGGCCCGUGCCACAAACAUUACAGCCGUCACGGUCUCGUCGUAGCGCAUCGCCUGACUUUAAUGACAAUAGAGGCAAGGUUAAACGCCGGAGGUUGAGCAACAGGAACAAUCGGAGCAGUACCCCAACAGCUGGCCCGUCUUCUCAGAGCCACCAAGCAGCAGAGACUAUGAUUCCGGGUGAAAUCGAGUCUGUGGAUUUAACUAGUGUCGACGACUCCUCUUCGCUAGCACAAGUUCUUGCCAAACAGCGGGAGGAUGCAAUCAUAGCUCAGAAAAAUGCUACAAAUGACAAGGAAGCAAAGUCUAUUCUGAUAGCGUAUAAAUGCCCAGUUUGCAUGGAUGUACCUGAGAAUGCUACAAGCACUAUUUGUGGUCACCUAUUCUGCCAUAAAUGUAUCAUUGACAGCCUCAAAUACAACGAGACCCGCCGCACACUUGAAGGUGCUGGAAAGGGAGCCAGAGGGAACUGUCCGGUUUGCCGCAAAUCUAUAACCGUGGUAGACAAUCCCGGUCCCAGACGGAACCUUGUGCCAUUGCAGUUUAAAUUGAUAACUCGAAAAAAGGGGUAA
This is a messenger RNA of Trichophyton rubrum CBS 118892, 633 nucleotides long. RefSeq lists its product as uncharacterized. The record is from RefSeq and is a predicted model, not a curated record. The coding region runs from base 1 to 633 and encodes 210 amino acids. NCBI's taxonomy places the organism in Eukaryota, Fungi, Ascomycota, Eurotiomycetes, Onygenales, Arthrodermataceae. The transcript has 2 exons.